GACGGAAGAGAGAAGGCGCAAAUUGUAACAGAAAAAAGCGAGGAAAAUAAGAAGAGUUAGAGAAAUUCCCCGAGCGGCAUGGAGCCGAGUAAAGAUUUCGAUGGAGGCGGUGACGAAGGUGGAGGAAGUUCCGACGAUAAAUCAAAGCAAAUCGACAAUCAAAAGCCGGAGGAAGGAGGAGGAGGAGCCGCCGCCGGUGGUUUGAAGGGGAAAUCAUGUAAGGGUUACCUUUACUACUCUUCCGUUCUCAAAUCCAACGGCAGCAAUCCUCGCUGCAUCGGCAUUCCCCGUACCCUCCCUUCAGGAACUAAUUUUGGUGCUGGACGAAGUGAGCAUCAAUCUGAUAAAGAGAAGGAUCUCAAUGACUUUUACUAUGGUUGUGCCGGGUACUCGGUGUAUGUUAAUGGUGACCAUUCGGCAGACAAAGAAGAGUUAAAAACGCGCUUACCGGGCUGUAUCGGCCUGGAGUCCUUGCAGCUCCUAGUGAAUAAAAAAGUCAUCAAUUCAAGUACUUCUGCUCCAGCUCCUGCUCAACAUAGAGAAGAUAUGUUGUCUGUGGGUGUUAAAGAUGGGCGCAGCGAAUCCCCUCGUCCUCAGAUGCCGAAGCCACUCCAGACUCCAACUGACGACUUCUUAGCCAGGUUUACAAGGAAUGCGAACCUGGUUGCCUCAGGAGUUGCCAGGAACAUGAGGAGAGUAGGGAACCACAUAAAAGACACUGUAGAUGAUAUAUUUUUCCCCUUCAGAAGACGUCCCAAGUGAGGCUUCCCCGCCAGCCAGUGGACACCAGGGAAUCCAUAUAUAUCUUCAUCCAGAGAGAUCCCUUCUUGCUCCAUUCCCUGAGUUAAUGUACUAUUCAAGCUUUUGCCCCCCUCCUUUCAUAAAAUGCUUCCCCCAAUGGCCCUUGUUGCCAAGAAAAUAUCAGAACAUAGCAAAUAGCGGGAAGAAGAAAAUGUAUAAUUAUUUGGUUUUUUGACAGCUGCAUGAUGAUCAAAUCUGUACUCCCAGUAUCGUUUUUGGUUUCGAGGCCAUUAUUAGUCUCUAUUUGAGGUCUAUUUCAGCAGUUUGCAUGACAGGGGAAAUCUUGUUACCUUCCAACUGGUGUUCUCGCUCCUAAAAAGAGGACAGGCCUAGAAAAUGUACUAUUGCUCCUGUAUUUGAAGACCAAAAUUUGAUCUAUUGGGAACUAUCACUAGUAUGUUUGUAUAUUAUGAGUAUGAGUGCAGGGG
This is a messenger RNA of Linum tenue, 1229 nucleotides long. Lineage: Eukaryota; Viridiplantae; Streptophyta; Magnoliopsida; Malpighiales; Linaceae. The record is from the annotation of a GenBank genome assembly.